Molecule: messenger RNA, 2657 nt
Organism: Syngnathus typhle (broad-nosed pipefish)
Lineage: Eukaryota; Metazoa; Chordata; Actinopteri; Syngnathiformes; Syngnathidae
Product: flavin-containing monooxygenase 5-like
Exons: 11
Coding region: 692-2365 (557 amino acids)
Molecular function (GO): NADP binding; N,N-dimethylaniline monooxygenase activity; flavin adenine dinucleotide binding
Source: RefSeq, a predicted model, not a curated record
GUUAAAUGGGAGAGACCACACCUCUACCACAUUGUCUCGAAAUAGCCCCAGCUCUUCAAGUAGCCUUUUUCUGACAUUACAGAGUUUCCACAGCAUCAGAGGAUCUUAUUGUUCAAAGAAGAAGGGUACGCUAAAUGUACUGUAGCAUGCAACAGGCAGUCAUCAAGUGGAAAACAUGAUAAAAAGGAGAACUGGUAAGGAAGGUUGUCAUGAGUCAUCAGCAACUUAAAGCUGUUUUAAUAUAUACAUCAAUUAAAACAAUAUUGUUUGUAUUAUAUUUUAACUGCAAUAUAAACGAGUCUUUUUUGUCAUUUCUAAUUUUAUUUUAUUGUAAUCUGUCUGGGAGGGGAAAGUGAUUUUUAUUUAUUUUUUAAAGAGCCCUCAUUUAUCUUAUGUAAGUGUAACUAAUGUAGUGUCCGGUCCGAGACUUGUUUGUUUUUCCAACAGAUCACGCUGCCAUGAUGAGUUCAGGGGUCAAAGUCGGGCGCGGGAGAGUCCAGCACUCCGCCCAUUUCCAAGCGCCGCUGUGAGCCAACGACAGCACAAAAGCACAAGUCUCUCCCUUCAUCUUGAGUGCAAAGCUGUCUCUACCGUUGGAGAUCCCAGCUGCCUUAUUCGGGAGUUUUUUUUUUUAAUUCUUUGAAGCGAUUUGCCUCUGAAGCUUGCUACUGACGUUUGCAAAGGCUUCAUCAUGCCUCGUCGUGUGGCUGUGAUUGGAGGAGGAAGCUCUGGCCUGGCCUGCAUCAAGUGUUGCCUGGACGAAGGUCUUGAGCCCGUCUGUUUCGAGAGCAGCGAUGAUAUCGGGGGACUGUGGAGAUUCAAGGAGAACCCCGAGCCGGACCGGGCCAGCAUCUACCACUCUGUCAUCAUCAAUACUUCCAAGGAGAUGAUGUGCUUCAGCGACUUCCCCAUCCCGGCCCACUUCCCCAACUACAUGCACAACACGCUCAUCAUGGAUUAUUUCCGCAUGUACGCCGACCAUUUCAACCUUCGCAAGCACAUACGCUUCAACACCAAAGUCUUACGGGUGAAGCAAAGGCCAGAUUUUUCCCGUUCUGGCCAAUGGGACGUGGAGACGGAGAACCAGGAAGGCAAAAAAAGUAAACACAUCUUUGAUGCUGUGAUGGUGUGCAUUGGACACCAUUGUCAUCCCAACCUGCCUCUCCAGGAUUUCCCAGGCUUGGAUACGUUCCCGGGAAGAUACUUCCACAGUCGUGACUAUAAGACCCCCGAGGAAUGGCGGAACAAGAAGGUGGUAGUGGUUGGCAUCGGGAACUCGGGAGGCGACAUAGCUGUGGAGCUCAGCAGGGUCACCAAGCAGCUUUACUUGAGCACCCGGAGGGGAGCUUGGGUUCUGAAUAGAGUCGGGCACAACGGCGUGCCCCUGGAUUUGGCCAUCAACAGGGCGAUUUUGCUGAUCCGGAACCUGCUUCCCUUUGGACUGGCCUGCAGCCUAGGAGAGAAGCGACUCAACCAGAGGUUUAAUCACAGCUUGUACAGCUUAAAGCCCAAGCACAGGCUGUUCAGCCAGCAUCCCACCGUGAACGACGAGCUCCCCAACCGCAUCCUGUCGGGGACGGUGCAAGUGAAGCCCAACAUUUGCCGAUUUGAAGGCUCCACGGUGGAGUUUGACGACGGUAGCGUGGUGGAGGACGUUGACCUGGUGGUUUUUGCCACCGGCUACAAGUUUUCUUUCCCCUUCCUGGCCCCGCACGUGACCACCGUGUCGGACAACAAGGCGGCUUUAUACAAGUACGUGUUCCCCCCGGAGCUGGAGCGCCAUACCUUGGCCGUCAUUGGACUGGUGCAGCCACUGGGGGCCAUCAUGCCCAUCUCUGAGAUGCAGGCCAGGUGGGCCACCAGGGUCUUCAAAGGUUGCAUCAAGCUCCCUCUAGUGGCUGACAUGCUGGAUGACAUCAAAUGUAAGCAGGAAACCAUGGCUGACAGGUACGUGUGCAGUCAAAGACACACCAUCCAAGUGGACUAUACGAGCUACAUGGAUGAAAUAGCCGCACUGGUGGGCGUGUGGCCCAAUAUCCCUCGACUGAUGCUGACCGACCCGAAGCUUGGCCUCAGCUUGCUCUUCGGCCCCGUCAGCCCGUUACAGUACCGUCUACGAGGGCCUGGCAAAUGGGCCGGAGCCCGUCAGGCUAUACUGACACAGUGGGAUCGGGUAGCCAAGCCCAUGCAGACCAGACCGAGCGACCAACCCAAAUCCCAAAGCUCUCUGAAGUGGCCUCUCGUUGUGUUGUCGGCCAUGGGCCUGGCCGUGUAUGUGAAUAGACGCAACCUGGCUGCUUUACUACAAGACCCUGCUGGGUUUAUGGACUGGGUCAAGGUGCACCUGCCCACACUGGGCCACUGAAAUGAAUAUGCAUGAUGACACACAUUUAAAUCAUAAAAUUAAUGCACCAGGUAAAAUAGUAGAUCAUUGUUCGAUAAGACCUGUUUUAUUGUAGUAAAAUCAUAUCUACUGUGUUCUUUAUGAGAUUAUGCACGUGCAUAUGUUGAUGUUAUGACCACUAAUUUAUAUAAUUGCACCACAGGAGGGAACCAAUGUGCACCAGGAGUCACCAAAUAUAAUUGUGAAAAGGCAGCUAAUUAUAAUAAUCUGAAUUCCAGGUUACUAUGGUAAUAAAGUCAUAAAAUAAAUCUUA